This is a messenger RNA of Diabrotica virgifera virgifera (western corn rootworm), 28569 nucleotides long. It is a transcript of the gene raptor, whose product is annotated as regulatory-associated protein of mTOR. Gene Ontology annotation, molecular function: protein binding; protein-macromolecule adaptor activity. Lineage: Eukaryota; Metazoa; Arthropoda; Insecta; Coleoptera; Chrysomelidae. The record is from RefSeq and is a predicted model, not a curated record. The transcript is spliced from 20 exons. Gene Ontology annotation, cellular component: TORC1 complex; cytoplasm. Bases 156 to 3998 code for a protein of 1280 amino acids. Gene Ontology annotation, biological process: cellular response to amino acid stimulus; regulation of autophagy; positive regulation of cell growth.
UGUCAAUAUGGUAAUAAAUAUGUCAGUCCAAUAUUUGCCAUGCUUCUUACUGCAUUAAAUAAUUAUUUAUUGCGUAUGAAGAAAACCUAAUAUACAUGAUCGAAAGUUAUUGUUAUAUUUACUGCGAAGUUGUGUGAGUUAUCCAGUUGAAAAAUAUGGGUGAAUUGAGCGUCAACGGCAAUAAUCCUGAAAAGGACCAAGAUGAAAACAUUACUGAUAAGGACUUACCUUUAAGUUUUGUAGAAAGCAGACAUACAGAACCAAUUGUAGGAAUUGAUUGUAUCACACAUAUGUGGAGAAUGAAAGAAAGGAUGAAAACAGUCAGUGUUGCUUUAGUUCUAUGUUUAAAUGUUGGAGUUGAUCCACCAGAUGUUGUCAAAACACAACCAUGUGCCAGACUGGAGUGCUGGAUAGACCCGACCACAAUGUCUUCAUCUAAAGCUCUAGAAAAAAUUGGUCAGAGCCUUCAAACGCAAUAUGAGAGAUGGCAGCCAAGGGCAAGAUACAAACAAUCCUUGGAUCCCACAUCUGAUGAAGUGAAAAAAUUAUGUACAUCAUUACGUAGAAAUGCAAAAGAAGAAAGAGUGCUCUUCCACUAUAAUGGUCAUGGAGUUCCUAAACCAACGUCAAAUGGAGAGAUAUGGGUGUUUAAUAGGACAUACACGCAAUAUAUUCCAUUGUCAAUAUAUGAUCUACAAACUUGGAUGGGAGCUCCAUCUAUUUACGUAUAUGACUGUUCAAAUGCCGGAAUAAUUGUUGAAUCAUUUAAACAGUUUGCCAAUCAACAUGAAUCUGAAUAUCAACAAAAUGUUAACCAACAGACAAAGCUUGCAAAUAAUCAACCGCCAUCGUUUAAAAAUUGUAUUCAACUAGCAGCUUGUAGUUCGGACCAAGUAUUACCUAUGAAUCCAGAUUUGCCUGCUGACCUGUUCACUGCCUGCCUAACCACGCCCAUUAAAGUUGCCUUAAGGUGGUACGUUCUACAGCCCACUUCGAAGUUAAUGCCAAAAGUUGACUUGGAAUUAAUCGACAAAAUUCCCGGACAAAUUACCGAUCGCAGAACUAUGUUAGGAGAACUAAAUUGGAUUUUCACUGCAAUAACCGACACUAUUGCUUGGAAUACUUUACCAAGAGACUUAUUUCAAAAACUCUUUCGUCAAGACCUACUUGUAGCUAGUCUUUUUCGAAAUUUCCUGCUAGCCGAAAGAAUCAUGCGAUCCUGCGAUUGUACUCCUGUUAGCAGUCCCCCAUUGCCACCUACGUUUCAACAUCCUAUGUGGAAUGCGUGGGAUCUAGCCCUAGAUCUAAGUUUGGGACAAUUACCAGGCAUAAUUAAUAAAGAAGAACCGUUUGAACAUUUACCAUUCUUUGAAGAACAAUUAACAGCUUUUCAAGUAUGGCUUGAGUUAGGUUCUGAAGAAAGAAAUCCACCUGAACAACUGCCGAUAGUGUUACAAGUUCUAUUGAGCCAAGUCCAUCGAAUGAGAGCUCUUGAAUUGUUAGGAAAGUUUCUAGAUUUGGGACCGUGGGCUGUCAAUUUAGCGCUCUCAGUUGGAAUAUUUCCAUACGUUUUGAAAUUACUGCAAAGCUGUGCUAAAGAAUUAAGGACCCUAUUGGUCUUCAUUUGGGCUAAAAUACUGGCUGUUGAUAAUACAUGUCAAUCAGAUCUUGUUAGAGAUAAUGGUCAUAAAUACUUUUUAUCAGUAUUGCAAGAUACAUCAAUAUCGGCUGAAUCGAGGACGCAAGCCACGUUUGUAUUAGCGUGUAUAGUAAACAACUACCAUGAUGGUCAAGAAGCAGCUCUACAAGGAUCGUUAGUGAGUGUCUGUUUAGAGCAACUUAACGAUCCUUCACCUCAGUUACGACAAUGGGUGGCUAUUUGUUUAGGGCGAUUAUGGGACCAUUACGAAAAGGCUAGAUGGACUGGUGUCAGAGACAUAGCUCACGAAAAAUUGUACAAUUUGUUAAAAGAUCCAGUAUCUGAGGUAAGAGCAGCAGCUGUUUAUGCGUUAGGAACCUUCAUCAACUCAGUAAUGGAACGUUCUGAACAUGCGAACAAUGUCGACAACGCCGUAGUAAUGACAUUGGUUAACACAGUAAGUGGUGAUAUGAGUUUUUUGGUUAGAAAGGAACUAGUCAACGCUCUCCAAUGGGUUGUGUUAGCUUUCGAACCACUUUUUGUUAAUUUAGCUGUGAAAGAACAAACUAGUAUUUCUCCCGGUCAAGAUUGUAUACUGAGUUCGGGAGGAAUGAGAAGAAUGGGAAGCAGAGAUAGACUGAAAAUCGGAGAUUACGACUCCAUGGAAAGGAUGAAACGAGUUUCUUCCAGUUCGGCAAUCAACAACAUAAGUCAUCAAGGAAUGACUACGAGUUACUCAGGAAGCCUUAGUACGUUAUCUAGUCUUAGUUACGGUUCUGUGUAUAUGAAAAUAUGGUCUGCCUUAAGUUCCUUGGAAAAUGAUCCCCAUCCAGAAGUAGCCCAGAUGUGUUCUACAGUUACGGGUCACAUUAGGACACUUGUAAAGGAACAAUGGGAAACUGUAGAUCGUGUUAAUAGUCUGAAUAGUUCAAGUUUAAGUUUACCUCCUAGUCCAAAUAAAGGAAAUUACUUUACAGAGAGUCCUCCGACUCUACAUCCAGCUGGAGAUCUUCAAAAAUUAACCAGGUCGACUAUAGCCAGUAGAACACGCAAAUUGCAUAGAAAUGUGAUUAGUGAAGAAAGCGAAGAUAAAAUGCAAUUCUGUCGAAAACCUCUUGUUAAUACGAAAUUCGUGGAAUGGUCUUCCAAGCGAUUCGCACAAUCCAACAAGAAAGAGAAAAACUUCAGAGACAAAGAGUGCACUUCUUACUAUGAAAGAGAUUGGAGACAUUCGAGAAACGAUAGUAUAAGAACAGAAGCCACAGAAGAGCAUCGCAAGGCGCUAGCAUCGAGAGUUGAAUCGCAAGUAUUUCAUAUACGGACUGCAGUUCCUCCUAGCUUAUUGCAAUUACAUCCGUUUGAUCAACAAAUUGCGGUAGCUGGAAAUGAUAGCUUUGCCAUAUUUGACUGGGGUACUGGGGCGAAAACUACAUCUGGUCAAAACAGAUCAUCCAAAGUAGUAAAUAGUAAAAUCACUUCGAUGGAGUGGAUUAACAGCCACGAUAUAGGUAUGCUUAUGGUAGCUUCUGAUGAUGGUGGUAUCAAAUUGUGGAAACCCAACACUGGCACUAGUCGUGAACCCUCACUCAUUACUGCUUGGCAGGCGUUUAGUGAAUUAAAACCGAAGUAUUCAGGUAUAGAAAUGACAUGGGAGCAAUGGACCCAAACUCUGAUAACUGCAGGAGACUCACGGGUUAUUAGAUUUUGGGAUGCAGAAAGGGAGUUAAAAGCUUUUGACAUACCCACAGGGACGGACAGUUCCGUUACGUGUAUAGACUCGACGUUUUCAAGUAUAUGUCACGAGAAUUACAAAAAGCACUACAGCGGCUUCGAAGUAAACGAUGAUGGUUUAUUGCUAAAUGGCGCUAAAUCGUACCAUGGUCCGAAGUUGGGAAUGUGCGUGAUAGGUUUUGUAGAUGGUUCGAUAAGACUGUUCGAUCGUCGAUGUAAUCCCAACGAUGCAAGAGUAAAGGUGUGGUUGGAGCAUCCUGGAAGUGUCCUAACUGUGCAGCUGAGAGAAAAUAUUGUGAUUAGUGGAAGUACUUCUGGCGAUGUAAGAAUAUUUGAUAUUAGAAAAAGUGACUCGAUACAUACAACUCAAGCGGUUCCCAGUUAUGGAAUGUCAUGUAUGUCGAUUCAUCGUUUUGCUAACACAUAUGCCUGCGGUUCUAUGAACCAAUUCAUCAGUAUCUACACCCUUAAAGGCACGCCCCUCAACACUAUCAGGGUCUACGAGGGAUUUAUGAGCCACAAGAUUGGACCCGUGACCUGCCUCAACUAUCACCCCCACAAAGUAGCUCUAGCAACUGGCACCUCUGACUGUUGCGUCAAUGUUUAUAGCCUUGAAGGCAGAAGGUGACGAGAUUCUCAGCCCUAGGCCUUGUUAUGGGGCCUUCUGGGCCAUUAUUAAAUAUUAGGCCGAAUUUUUUUAAGUUCUGCGCGUUUCUUUAGGAGAUUGUUAGCUACCGGUCGUUUUUUGUGAUGGAUUAAAAGCAGGUUAUUGGUAAAAGUGCUUGAAAUAGACAGGGUAUUAGCUAGAGAUUAUGUGUAUCGGGAUGGAUCACAAAAUGUGCUUAUAUUUUCAGUUCAGUUAUAUCAACUAAUAUAGAUGCGUAUGCGUCUAUAUUCAUUGGUUAUAUGCUCUGAAAACGAAUCGCCCAAUCAGAAUCUACAUAUUGGGUGAUUGAUACAUUUUUGUAAAUGAUUUUAUUAAAAGAAUUUUUUAUUUGUUGAUUUUAACACGUUUGUUGAAUUUAUUUAAACAUAAGUUUAAAAUUUUAAUCAAUUUUAAACUUUAAUGUAAUUUUGAUUAUGAAACUUGUAAUUGGAAGUUACAAGCGGUUGUUCUGGAAAAUGAUAUAGAUUAAGAUGUAUUAGAAAAUACUCUUUGAAAAACAUUUUUACAAUAGUUCGCUACUAAUAGCAUUACUAUACAAGCUCUCGGACUCUAGAAAAGUAGAGCCAAAAAACGACAAAAGCCAAUAAUAUAUGUAAGAUCUAAGCUUGAUAGCAGAGUUAUGAGCCUAUAUUAAAGGGAUUAUAUUCGAAUGUAGCUUAUUUGUGUGGCUUCUUAAAAAUUUGGGUAAUAACUACUGGUCGCAAAGACGAAAUGUCAGUUUUUUCUAGAUAUGGAUAAUUAUAGUCAUGGGAAAUGUAAUUGUACAAGAGAAAAUCAAAUAGACCACAUCGCCAUAUCAAAAAGAUGGAGAUCAUCUCUUCUUGAUGUACGAAAUAAAAGAGGAGCAGACAUCGCAAGUGACCCCCAUCUGUUAAUUGGUACCAUUAAAAUCAAGAUGGCAAAAAACAAAAUCACAAGAAACACCAACAGACCCACAUAUAAUCUAAACAAAUUAAAAACGCUCCCAGGAAAACACAAGAGAACGUGAAGUAAAUGGCUGGGAAGAUUGGGCAAAUAUUCUGACAGAAAUAGCUGAAGACAAACUGGGUAAAAAAGAGAAAGAUAGACAGGAAUGGAUAUCAGAUGAAACUUGGAAUCUUAUCGAGGAAAGAAAACAACGAAAAAAAGAUAUCGUGCAAGCAAGAACUGUAGAAGGAAGGACGAACCGACCAGAAUAUGAAACACUAAAUAAAGCAGUUAAAAGGAUUGCAAGAAGAGACAAAAGAAGGUGGGCUGAAGAACUGGCAAAACAAGCAGAAACAGCUGCACAACACAACAGGACUAGAGAGCUGUACCAAAUUACUAGACGAUUAACAAAAAAUGCGCCCAACUGUUCGAACAUUGUAAGAUCCAAGACAGGUAAAUUACUUACUACAACGGAUGAUCAAGUAGAGAGAUGGAAAGAGCACUUUCAGGAGAUGCUAGGCACGCCCAGGGAUAACGCAGAUGAAAUUGUUGAACUUGCAUAAAUCUUGCGAGUCCCCUUCCAAAACGGAGAUAAUAACAGCUAUCAAAUCUCUGAGAAAUAACAGGUCCCCGGGAAUCGAUAACAUUGCUGCCGAACUACUUAAAACUGACCCGCAUCUAACCGCUGAACUUUUGCUCCCCAUAAUCCGAGAGGCGUGGGAAACAAACCGCAUUCCAGCGGGCUGGACAAAAGGUAACAUUAUUAAGCUUCCAAAAAAGGGCAACCUCACACUGUGCAAAAAUUGGAGAGGAAUAACCUUGCUUACCGUCAUAAAUAAAAUUUUUACGACCAUCAUACAUAAAAGAUUAACAAACAAGGUUGAAUUUCGAGAAAAUCAAGCAGGUUUUAGACCAGAAUCUUCCUGCAUAGCUCACAUUAAUACUGUGAGGGUAAUAAUGGAACACACCUCUAUACAUGGUUUUUGUUGAUUUCGAACGUGUCUUUGACAGCCUAUCUCAUGCUGCUAUAUGGAAAAUUUUAAAGCUAAGAAACAUUCCUCAUAAAAUAAUUUCCAUCAUAAAGUCACUGUACACUGAGGCGACCUGCAGCGUGACACACAAUGAGAUCAACAGUGAAGAAUUUGACGUACUUACUGGAGUCAGACAGGGAUGUGUGCUUUCUCCGUUUCUGUUUAACAUAGCUCUAGACUAUGUUCUCUCCAAACUUGACUUCGACACAAAAGGGAUACAAUGGACGUUAACCACACGCCUAAGUGAUCUAAGAUACGCCGACGAGAUCUGCCUGUUAGGACAAAGGUUCCAGGAUGUGGCCGACCAAUUGGAAACACUAUCCACUGAGGGCAAUAAAAUAGGUUUAAAAAUCAAUAUUAGUAAAACCAAAUCCGUGAGAAUAAACGCAAGGAACAACACGCUAUUUAAUAUCGACAACAUGCAAAUUGAAAAUGUGGAAAACUUCACGUACCUUGGAAGUGUCAUAACAGAAAGCAGAGGUACAGAAAACGAUAUUCGUAUGAGGAUACGAAAAGCUCAACAAGCAUUCAGCAUGCUUAACCCUGUUUGGAGGUCUGGGGAAUAUACUACAAGGACAAAGAUCCGAAUAUUCCAGUCAAAUGUUAUGUCUGUUCUACUCUAUGGAUGUGAAACCUGAAAAGUGACAAAAUCCCUUACAGACAAAUUGCAGGUCUUUGUUAACAAAUGUCUACGAAGAAUUGUCCGUAUUUUCUGGCCAAACACCAUCAGAAACGAAGAUCUGCUACACCUGACCCAACAAAAGAGGGUAGAAAAUGAAAUAAAAUCCAGAAAGUGGGGGUGGAUAGGUCACACACUCCGAAAAGAUAGUUCCAGUAUUGCAAAAACUGCCCUAGAGUGGAAUCCCCAAGAAAAAAGAGGUCGCCCUGCACAAACUUGGAGAAGAUCCAUCAUGGAGAGAUAAGAAGUCAAGGAAAGCCUUGGAAUGAGGUGAAGGCCCUAGCACAAAAUAGAACCCGAUGCCGCGUUUUCACUGAAGCUCUGUGCUCCACUUAGGAGUUCAAGAACAUUAUUAUAUUAUUAUUAAAUGUUGUAAUUCGUCAUAAAUAUGUUACUGGCAAACAACACCGUGUGAUCGGCAUAUCUUACGUUGUUCUAUAGCAUAUUAUGCAAAAAUACAAAGAUUGCGCUGGCUAGGUCACUUAAUAAGAAUGGAUAGUGACAGAACGCUUAACGGAACUAUGGUGGGAUGUAGACCAGUAGGAAGACCAAGGAAGAAGUUGAUAGAGGAAGUGAGAACCGAUACUAAAGAGAUAUUGAGGGUGGAUAACUGGAAGAGAGCAGCCAGGGACAAAGAUACUUGAAGGCGGAUGCUGGGGGGGGGGACUUGGGCUGUAGCGCCUCAGGAGAGAGAGAAUCAACAUUUGAAAAAAACUGAAAACAAACAUAACAUUAAAAUACAAAAUUAUUUCCAUGCCCAAGAUAUCACAGAUAAACAAUAAUUGAACUGUAUUGAAAAUAAAAUUAGAAUUUUAAAAGCAAUACACACGCUAGUAAUGCAUAUCAAAGAGUAAUUACAACAGAGAUUGGAAAACAAUGCGUAAGAACUUAUUGGAUCUAGUGAACAUUAAGUAGCGAGAACAGCAAUAUAGUCAAAAGACGCCUUCUUCCACCUCUUUAAAAGCAAUUCUGCUUGUUCAUUGGCGGAUUGAUUGCUCUAGGGAAGGUUGUCACUACAUCUUUUGCGCGGUCGGCCGAUGCUUCUUCUACCGAUUGGUGAUUUAUUUCUUGUCAUUUUAACCACACGAGUCUCCACCAUUCUGCUUAUGUGGUCCUUCCAUAUUUUUUAUUUAGUGUCCAUUCGUUUAUACCAGAGGUCACCAAACUAUUUUUUCUUGUAGACCACUUUAAAAAAUUUACUGGUUUCGGUGGACUCCCGAAACCAGUAUCUUCUUCUAUUAAAAAUAAUGUUUUAAUAGAAGGGACUCAAAAAAUGUGAUUAGUAGGCAUUAUAACAAGUGCUUUUUUAAUUUAAAAUAGUUUUGAUCAAAUUUUAGUGUAAAAACGUUAAAAUACUGUUUUUUUAUGUCCCUCCAUUCCCAAAAAUACAUGUUCUAUUUGGCUGAAAAUUUGCCCACAGAUAGCCUAAACACACGACUUUAAGCGGUUAAAAGAAUUUGUAUAGUUUUACAAUACAAGAAAAGUUACAUGCAAUAAUAUCAGAGUCAAAAUUAUAUAGUCCAGUCGAGUUAGCCUUUGAUCUUGCAUGCCGAGCUACCCAAGCAAGAUACUAUUUUUCUAAUCUUUAAUGGGUCAAUAGUAGUGGAAAUUUAAAAUCGCGAAUGAAUUUCGCCGUUACGUUAGCCGCCAUCUUGAUUUUAAAGGACAACCGUUUUUGCUCGAUAUCUCCGCCAUUUUUAACUUUUAGACAAAAAGUGUAAGGACUGAAAUUGUUGAAAAUUAUGAUUUCAUAUAUUUUCUUUUAUUAUAAAUUUUUUUGUGCCGUCGAUAUAUUCCGAGUUAUGGGGGAAAUAGUGACAGUUAGAGCAUAAUUAUUAAAUUAUCAGUAGUAAUUGCACAAGAGCUCUGAAAUUAUUGAAUUUUUCCCGAGUGACACUCUGACAGUUUUAAUUUCACGAGCCGAAGGCGAGUGAAAUUAUGUCGAAAGUGUCACGAGAGCAAAAAUUCUAUAUUAAUUUCAGAGGUCGAGUGCAAUUGGUUGCGAUUAUUUCAUGAAUAAAACUGUUCAAAACCAAAAUUUUAUUGUAAUUUAUUUAUGUAAGUACCAUUAAACACACAGUUUUUAUAAAUAUUUGACGAUUGAAAGUCAUCACUUUUAUAAUUUUUAAAACAUUAAUUGUCAUUAAUGUCACUGAAUGUAUUUUUUCGUAGCAACGAAGGGCAUCUGACGUAAUAUACUUAACGACGGGAGAUUAUCAAAAAUUAUCGAUUUAAUUCAGAUUUCUGUAGCUUUCUAUUGGUCAGAAUCUCCUAUGAAUGAAAUAAUCUCGUUUAUUAUUAGUUUUAGAACAAAAAUGUAUCUAUACAAAAAUGGAGAGAAUUAAAUUUUAUACAAUUUUGAUCUCUUUCAUUUUUUUGCUAAAAUCAAUAUUUCCGGUUGUACGUAUGCGGUAAAGGCGCGAGCGUAAGACCUGAUUGGUUUGAUAGCAAUGGUUUUUGUUCAAUAUCUCCGCCAUUUUCAACUUUCCGUAAAAUGGUAGGAACUGAAAUUGUUCCAAAUAAAUCGUGUUUACAAUAAUUAUUACAAUUUUUUUAACCAUUUUUUUCGUACGGUCGCCUAUAUUUUUGACUUUGAUAUUAUUCCACGUAUUUUUCUGUAUUGCAAAACUAUACAAAUUCUUUUAACCACUUAAAGUCCUGUGUUUUGGCUAUCAGUGGGCAAAUUUUCAGUCAAAUCGAAGGACAUGUAUUUUGGGAAUGGAGGAAAAUGUAAAAAAUGGUAUUUUAACGUUUUCUACACUAAAAUUUGAUCAAAAACUUGUUUUUAAUCAAAAUAACUUGUUAUAAUGCGUUAUAAUGACAUUUUUGAGUCCCUACUAUUAAAACAUUAUUUUUUACAUUGAUAUUUUACGAUAAAAAAUGCAAGUUUGUUUAAAUAAAUACCAAAUCACUACAAAAUUUUCGUGGACCCCCACUUACAACUUGUGAACCCCCAUUUUUAUUUCACGCCAACUUAAACCCCCGUUGAGUCCCUCGUGGACCCCUGGGGGUCCAUCUGGACCAGUUAGGGAAUCACUGGUUUAUACUCUGUACGUUACAUUUUCUUCUAAUGUCUUCACGCCUCUUUCGAUCUCUCAGAAUAUUUCCUGUAAUGCUUCUCAGUACUCUCAUUUCUGCCGUUUCCAGUAGUCUUUGUGUUGUGGCUGUGCCGGGCCUUGUUUCUGAUGCAGAUGUCAUUAUUGGUCUUACACUGGCUUUAUAAAUUCUUGACUUUAUCUCAGUAUUAAUAUGUCGGUUUCUCCAUAAUAUAGUGGUAUGAAGGCAUCCUGCCAGUCUCUGCUUUUUGUACUUGAUUUCUAAUUUGUUUGUCCAGGUCUCUGUAGCUGGACAGUGUAAUUCCAAGGUUAAAAAGACACAAACAAAUAACAAAGCCAUAAGAAAUUACCAAAAAAAUUGAAUAUUUCUUUAAAAAAUGCUCACUAAUCCGUUAAACUAGAAGCCAUGCUUAAGCAAUAUGCUUUAAGUGUGGGAUGAUAAUGAAUAUUAAUUUAUUCUUAAAACAGCACUAUACUGUAUAUUAUAUUCAACUUCAAGACUAGAUGAAGAAAAACACGUGAUUUAAACGUAUUAUUCUUUUGACGACAUCUAUCUUGGAAUCGAAAUUAGGAAAAAUUGAAUUUGGUAAUCACUAUACCUUCAGUUUUUCUCUAAACAUUUUGAUGAUCCACCGUUAAACAACACUUAUACUGCCAAUACAUACAUUUAUAUUUGAUAUGUUUUCUAACACACACUUUAUAAAUUAAUUUGGUAUUUUGUUGUUCCAUCCAAUACAAAAAUUAAUAAGUGCUUGACUCUGUAGUUACGAAAUGGCAUAUGAAUGACCAGUGCUCAAAAUUAUUGAGACUAAUAUUUAUUGAACAACAUGAUAACUUUCGUUUUGUUUGAAGUAAUAACACCUAAGGAUAAUUUUUUGUUGAUAUUUUUGAUAUGGCUAAGUCUUGAAGUAUCAGCUGCCCUGAUCGUUUUAUCCAUCAACUGAGGUGCUAUGGUUGAUAUUAUAUAUAGCCAUAGCACCAACAUGUUAUCAACCAAGAGAACAGGCAGGAUUCCGAAAAAAUUACGGAACAAAUGACCAUCUACAAAGUAUAAAAACCCUGAUAGAGAAAGUAGUGGAAUACAAUAAACCCCUAGUUCUACUUUUUAUCGAUUUUCAUAAAGCCUUUGACACAGUUGAACUUAGCAAAAUAUUACAGGCGCUUAAAGAAUGCAGGCUAGAUUAUAGGUAUACAAAAUUAUUACACAAAAUAUACUUACAGGCAACAACCACUGUCAAAUUACAUACUAACAGUAAUCGCAUAAAAAUAGAACGGGGGGGUUAGACAAGGAGACCCAAUGUCACCUAAACUUUUUAAUACGGUCUUAGAACAUGCUUUCAAGAGUUUGGAUUGGAUGACAAAGGGAAUAAAAAUAGAUGGAGAAUACCUAAACAACUUACGUUUCGCCGAUGAUAUAGUCAUAGUAGCUGAGGAUCUAGGUAUGGCAAGAGAGAUGGUACAAGAACUCGUUGUAGCUACAGAAAAUGUAGGUUUAAAUAUAAACAUCUCGAAAACAAAAAUAAUGACAAAUUUGGUACCCAACCAGAACAUCAGUAUUGGUGGGAAGGAAAUAGAACUCGUAGAUAGAUAUAAAUACCUGGGACAUGAAAUUACGAUUGGCAGGGAUAACCAGACUCAUGAGCUGAAGAGAAGAAUCGGUCUUGGGUGGGCAGCAUUUGGAAAACUGAGAGAAACUUUUAAAAGUGAGUUACCCACAUGUCUAAAGAGAAAGGUAUUCGAUCAGUGCGUCCUCCCAGUCUUGACGUACGGAUCAGAAACACUUAACUUAACUAAAGCCUCGGCUACCAAACUAAGAGUCACGCAGAGAAGAAUGGAGCGGUCAAUGUUAGGAAUAACUGCGAGACAAAAUCAGAAACGAAGAAAUCAGGAGAAGAACAAAGGUGACUGACGUCAUCGAGAGGAUAGCCAGGUUGAAGUGGAGAUGGGCAGGACACGUAGCCAGAAUGACAGAUGGGCGAUGGACGAAGAGGUUAUUGGAAUGGAGGCCAAGAGAAGACAAGAGAAGCGUCGGUCGACCGCCUACAAGAUGGACUGACGACUUAAGAAAGGUAAAUAAAAACUGGAUGAGGGCGGCGCAGGAUAGAUGGGGUUGGAAACGAGGGGAGGAGGCCUAUGUUCAGCAGUGGACUUUUGAGGCUGGAUGAUGAGGUGCUAUAUAAUCGUUUUAUCCAUCAAGUGAGGUGCUAUAUAAUACACGUGUUAUGUGCUUUACUUAAAUAGCAAACGCCAUUAUAAUGAAGUUUUUUCGCACACUUUUUAAAAGGGCUCGUUUCGUAUUAUUUUAGUAAAUCAUAGCUGGCGCAAGUCGGAAUAGUCGAAAACAUAAAAACAGAGUAACUAACACUUCGCUGAUGCGCUAUUGAAUGGAUUCUAGGUCAAUUGCUCGAAUGCAAUUGCUCGAAAUCAAUUGCUCGAAAACGAAUUGCUCGACAUGAAAAUUGCUCGAAUAAAGUAGAAAAUUAGAGUUUAUAUUUAUCCAAGUAUUUAUUCAAAAUAAUGCAAAAUAUACACCUAAUUGUGCAUAAGAAAGAUACUUUUAAUAUGACAAAUUAUGUAUUCUUUUUCUCAUAGACAUCUUUCAGUGCGUCACACUUUUUCGAUUUCCUUCUAACGCAUUAAAUUGUAUGUGACAGAAAAAAGGCACGUCGGUGAUUACAGACAUUUAUAACUUAUUCUAGUUGUCGAUAGAUGACGCUAUAAUCGAAAAAAAAAAUUAUUUACGAAUUAUAUAAUAUAUCUACGAAUAUAAUCUGUACAAUUUAUGACUAUACAAAUCAAAGAAAAUACCAUUUUAAUUAUGCAAUAAACACAAUUGAUUUGUUUUUAUGCCAAAUUGCAAAUAAAAUGUGACAACUGUCUGAUUUAAAUAAAAUGUCAUGUUAGAAUAAAUGUGUAUUAUCACCAAUGAACUGCCAACACGGAUGGAAUGGCCCCGUCCCAUUCAAACAGUAAGGCCAGAUCAAAGAUAUUGUACACAUAGAUUUGGCCAGCUCCGAAAAAUAGCGUAACGUGGAGCAGUACGGGUCGGUGGUCUAUCUAUCUCUCUACCGGCGAUAAGCUGUCUCUCUAGCAUAUGAUGGCCGCCGAUUCUGUGCCUGUAUCGUUCCGUUACUCCCACCUCUUGGUAGAUACGCUCACACUCGUACGACAGACAAAGAUAGCUAGACCACCGUACUUGAUAUUGACGUUACACCCCGAUGCAUUAAGUGGCAUAUCCCUAGCCAAGUCUAUCCUUUUACAUGUCUCUGGGCCAGAUUGCGGCCAACAUGCAAGUGAGAGGUCCUAGAGAGAGACAGAGCUUGCCAGGGAAAAUUUGCUAUAACAUACCACCAGAGUUGCGAGAUGUGAUUUUAUAAAUCCCCCACUUAAAUUCCGUCAAAUUGAACCUCAAACCCCUUAAAUUUAAAUUUUUGCUGCAUUUUAAUAAAUUAGUAGUCAAAUGUAGAGAACAGUAAACCAAAAUUAUACUACUUAUCAACAGAAGGCCCUGGAAAUAAUUCAUAGGUCCUAUCCUCUUCGAUUAUAUAAGAGUAUAAUAUACAGUUCUAUGUAUAUACGCAAAUUUAAUUUACCAUGACCCCUUAAAAUCUCUCAUAAUUGUCUCCCACAACAAUUUCUGCUUAGAAAAAUUCCUCUAGACUCUUUCAAAUUACUCCAAAAUCAUAGGAAAAUACCACAAGCUGGCAACCCUGACUUCCACUAUCAAUUUUUUUGUUUACGAAAGAUGGCGAUUAUCUUCUAUCCUUCCCUGACUAGACUCUCUCAUUCUGGCCGCAUUAAAUUCACUUCAUGCCCAUUCCAUCCGUGUUGACAGUUCAUUGAUUAUCACGGACUUACCUUUUUUUCUAUUAUUUGUGACGCACUAAAAAGUGCUCAUGAAAAGGACCAUAAUAUUCCAUGUACAUAAUCACAUAAAUAUUAUUUUUUGUUCAUAAUUGUUUAUUAAACGCAUUAACCUAUCAGUACCUACUUAUUUGCAUUUUGAAAUCCGCGAUGCCCAUCUUCGAUAAAAUUAAGGUAAUGAUUCCUUCCCUCUAAUACCUGGAAAUUAGCAUAAUCCCUAUAUCAUAAUGAGACUAAAUCAAAAUCGUUAUUUUUCUUUCUAUUUUAAAGUUCAAAAAUAUUUUAUAUUUAUAAUAAAUAUUUUUUCAGCAUAAAUUAAUAAUACGAUUAUAUACGUAGAAUAUCACAUAAUUUGUCCUAUGGAAAAUAUCUUUCUUAUGUCUAUAUUUUGUAUUAUGAAUAAAUAUUUAAAUAUAUAUAAAAAAAAUUUUUUAUUCGAGCAAUUUUCAUGUCGAGCAAUUCGUUUUCGAGCAACUGAUUUCGAGCAAUUGACCGGUUAACAUUGAAUGAAUGCCCACCAAGACCGGUUUUAUGCACGCGUUUUUCGUCGCAUAUCGAUUGGCAACAAAAAGCUUAGCGUUUUUGACGCGUGUCGCAUCAGAUGAAAUAUGUUUAAUAGAUCAGUGGUUGUAGUACUGUGCAACAAGGCAGUGUGUAUUGAUAUAAAGUGGAUCCGUGUGUUAUAUACUUAUAUAAUAAUACAUAUUAAUAUAAUAUAUAAUAAUAUAUUAAAAAGAGCGGAGACGUCGCGUUGGAGUGUUCAUCCAAUAAAUAGUGCAAGACUCCUCAGAGGCUCGUAUUAUACACUAUUUCGUUGAUAAACAUCGACGUUCCGUGGCAACAACAUAUAUCUUCACACAUCGGUAUACGUCUACAGACUAGCAAAAUAAAUUCCUAUCGAACAAUCGGCAACAAUAAACGACUACUGUCAAAUACACAAUUUAAUAGUCACAAAUACUUUCUAUGAACACACAGAUAUACAUAAGUUUACUAGGAAAGAACCUAGCAGAGGUGAAAAAUCCACAAUAGACUAUUAGUCCAUGUGGUGAGACCGAUCCCGCCUGAAAAACAUUUCUAAUUCGGUUUCUCUGCGGAUUCAUAUUAAAAAAUGUCCCCUUUAAAUAAAUCUGAAGGGUGCCGGACGGAAUUUUUGGGCAGAAAUUGUUUAAACAAUUUUUUUAAACAAAUACAUAAGAUCACGUUUUUUUUGCUCUGGAGCAUAUAUUUUUAGGUUUUUUGGGUACUAAACAAAAAAGGUAUCUUGCGAUUUUUCUCAAAAAUUGACAGUUUUCGAGUUAUAGGCGAUUUAAAAUCUAAAAAAUGCGAAAAUAAGCAUUUUCGAGGCUUAAAAACUCAUAUCUAAAUUAGUAUUUUUAAGGGUGCCAAUAACUUGGAUUAAAGUUUAAACAUUCCUUUUCAAGAUUCCGAAGAGUGAUCGGGUCUAACUUCAAUUUAGACCGUAGUUUUUUAGUUGUUAAUUAUGCGUGUCCAUCCGGUUUUUUGCCGGUGCGGCGCGCACUAUUUUCCUCCGAAAAAUAUUUUUUCUAGAUUCUUUGGGACACUUUAAAUAAAAUAAGUUUCUUGACAUUUUGCUCAAAAGUUACUAGUUUUAAAGUUAUAAGCGAUUUAAAAUGCGAAAAUGUGUUUUUUUGUCAUUUUUCGGAUUUUAAAUCGCUUAUAACUUUAAAACCAUUAACUUUUGACAAAAAUGUCAAGAAACUUAUUUUAUUUAGAAUAUCCCAAAGAAUAUAGAAAAAAUAUUUUUCGGGGGAAAAUAGGAGAUUUUUGAAAAUACUGCGCGCCGCACCGGCAAAAAAACCGAAUGGACACGCAUAAUUAACAAUUAAAAAACUACGGUCUAAAUUGAAGUUAGACCCGAUCACUCUUCGGAAUCCUGAAAAGGAAUGUUUAAACUUUAAUCCAAGUUAUUGGCACCCUUAAAAAUACUAAUCUAAAUAUGAGUUUUUAAGCCUCGAAAAUGCGUGUUUUCGCAUUUUUUUAUUUUAAAUCGCCUAUAACUCGAAAACUGUCAAUUUUUGAGAAAAAUCACAAGAUACGUUUCUUGUUUAGAAUGACCCAAAAAAAAAAUAAAAAUAUAUUUUUUGGGACAAUAAAAGGUGAUCUUAUGUAUUUGUUUAAAAAAAUUGUUUAGACAAUUUCUGCCCAAAAAUUCCGUCCGGCACCCUUCAGAUUUGUUUAAAGGGGACAUUUUUGAAUAUGAAUCCGCAGAGAAACCAAAUUAGAAAUGUUUUUCAGACGGGAGCGGUCUCUCCACAUGGACUAUAUGUACUGAUAGAAAAAGAAAAUAGAAGGAAAAUCACUAAUGUAAGAGUAAGACGUGGUCCAGAGAUAGGCAGUGAUCACUAUUUACUCGUGGCAACAAUAAGAGACGAAGUAACAGAGGAUCACAACCAAAGAGCAAUAACAAAAGAAUUUAGAACACUAAAAUCAUACAGAUUAAGACACAAAACCUUAGCCAAUAAAUAUGUAAAUGUUUUGAACGAAGCAUUAGGAAGCAAAAAUUGGGAAAACCUACAAGUGGACCAGAUGUGGCAAACAUUCAAAAACACAAUAAUAAAAACGGCAGAGAGAGUUUGUGGAAUACACAAAAGCAACAGUAAACAGAAACUAACAGCAUGGUGGACAGAGGAAAUCAGGAGAGACACACGCAAGAAAGAGGAGAUGUGGAGAAAAUAUCUAGGUAACCGAACAGAAGAAAAUUAUAAACAAUAUAGAGAGCAGCGGAAAAGAGUUAAAAAUAUAAUAGUAGCAGCAAAACAAAAGUUCUGGAAAGAUUUUGGAGACAAAUUAGAACAUGACAGCAGAAACAAUCAGAAAUUAUUUUAUAAGGUCAUAAAAUGAAUAAGAGGUAAUAAACACAAAAAGAAGUAACAUCAAUAAAAGAUCAGGGUGGAGAUCUACUGACUGAUGAAGUGAGCAUUAUGAGAAGAUGGAAAGAGUAUUUCCAGAAACUACUACAACACGAACCACACAGCACAAGUGAAGAAGAUGAAGAAAGAAUGGGCGAGUGGAUGAAUUAACUGACGCGAUUAGGAAAUUAAAAAAUGGAAGCACCCGGUCAUGAUAAAAUUACGGCGGAAAUGAUAAAAACAUAGGUGAUAUGGGAUUACAAAAGUCAUUAGAACUAUUUCAUAUGAUUUGGAGAGACGAACAAAUACCCACAGACUAGGAAAUUGGUCUGAUUGUACCUAUACAUAAGAAGGGUGCCAACAAGAAUUGCAGCAACUAUAGAGGAAUAACUCUAUUAAGUACAGUGAUGAAAGUUUAUGAGCUAAUAGUAGAGAGGAGACUGAGAAAAAUAAGAGAACAAACUUUAGAAGAAUCGCAAAGUGGUUUUAGACCUGGUAGAUGCACACAAGAUCACAUUUUUACGUUAAACGAUAUAAUAAAUAAAAGAUUAUCUAGGAAGAAAAAAACGUACCUCAGUUUCCGUGACAUGGAAAAAGUAUUCGAUAAAGUACCUAGAUUAAAAUUAUGGAAAAGUCUGAAAAACAUAAAAAUACCAGAGAAACUUAUACGGGUAACUAAAUCAAUACAGAGAUACUAAAAACCGUGUGAUAAGUAAAAAUAUGAUAUCUGACCAGUUCAAAACAACUGAAGGUGUAAGACAAGGGGGAAGCUUGAGCCCAUUACUGUUUAUUACGUUUAUCGACGAAAUAUUAAAAGAAACAUAAACAAAAGUCAGACCACUUCACACAGGGUAUAGAAAUUUAAAAAGCACUGAGAUCAGCAACAAUAAACGCGUUGCAUAAAAGCACCAAUUUAAUUCAAUAGACUUUAAAAACAUCUGUCGCCAAGCGUUCUUUAAUUCCAGCGACAGAGUUUGAGAAAGCUGCGUCACUGACAUCGAGCGUCUCACUGACAUUGAUGCAUGAAGACAAUUACUUUAGAGAACGUUUUUCUUUUUUUGUAGCCAAGCGACAGGCGACGGAAAAUGCUUUCAUUAAAGCGGCCUAACACUUCGCUGAUACGCUACUGAAUGAAAUCCCAAUUUCCGAUAAUUUUAACGUUAGAAAGAGUGCGGUGACUAAAUGCGAAAAUACGUCAUUCGCGCAACUGGUUCAUCAUAAUUGGCAUUUGCUGUAUGUUCUACAAAGUCUCAUGCAUAGUUCCCGUCAAGAUAUUUCAGAAAACCUUAAUCUUAAUCUUAUUACAAAGUUAUUUGUAUUUGAAUGGUGUGUUUGUUUCUGGUACAGGUAGAAAGUAAUCUAUUGUUAAUUUAUUGAACAUUAUACCAGCUAUUCAGUGUGUUUACCUCUCGAAAUUUAACGAUACUACUCAAAUACAAAUGACCUUCUAAUAGGAUUAAGAUACGGUUUUAUCACAUAAUUUGUUGGCCAGUAUAACUAAGGAAUUUAAGGUUCCACAUUCUACUACAUAUUUAAUUAUUUUGAGCACUUUAUUUCCUUAUAAUUGUUGCAAGAGUAAAAAUAUGCCUUGUACUGAGUUGAGAAUUGUAAAGAAGAAAUUCAUGUAGAUUGUAUACCAAUUAGUUUUAAAUUGUCCAUGAUUAAUUAAUAUUUUAGUUAAUGUCUACAUAGGAGACAACAUUCAAUUCGUUUUAAUACUAUUUUGUGAAUAAUUAAUGUCAUAUCUUUGUGAUAAACCUAAACAGAAUGAUACAGGGUGGGUUGUUUUAAUUAGAAUAUGUUGAUGGACUGUUUUAAUUAAUUAUGUAAAUGAUAUUAAUUAUGUUAAGGAACCUAAUGUAAAUGUUUUGCUGCGAGGUUUCUAUCACAUUUAUUCUCAAGGAUAAUUAACAGAAACAGCAUUAAUAAUUAGUUUACGUAUAUUUUUAAUACUAAUGUUCAUCCAAACUCUUUCAAAAUAGUGAAAAUGCCUUUCAGUCUUAGUGCAGUAUUCUUAAUAAGAUCUUUCCUCCUCCUCUCUCACAGCUUGGUUUAAAUUUGGGAUGCACACGUUCACUUUUGUCUUUGAAUAUGACUCCUGGGUCUCUAAGAAUGUUUUAUUCACUUUUACCAUUAUACAAACAAAGAACCCCGCACAAACCUUAGGGAAAAUAGGUCCCAGUGGAUUUCGUUCAUACUUUGGGAAAAUACCCUUUGAAGCAUCCUGAUAAAAAGUUCUCAUGGGCACAAGUCAAUCGUAUGAAGGAUUUUCAAGAUAUAGAGGCCCAAACUCGGAAAAUUAUAAGAUUUACGGGGUAUUCCAAUUCCGUGAGUUACUGGUUAUUUGGCAACAUGUAGAAGUUUGGAUCAAGGAAAAGUACUAGUAGUCUAGGAUUUUUUCCUGGCUAUCCAGUGGCGACCUUUACUUUGACCUUGACCUUCAACGGACGUCAUCUUCUAGAGUUUCGAGGGUUUUAGGCAUUAAAUUGAUAUAAACAGAUUACUCAUGGGUUUUUGGGAUAGCAAAACACGAAUAUGCCAUCAGAAUUGACCUCCGGAUGACGUGGUGGCCAGGGCCACUGCAAGGGACGUCAUCUUCUAGAGUUUCGAUGGUUUUCGGCAUUUAAUUGAUGCAAAUGAAUUACUGGAGGGUUUUUUGGGGUCGCUAAACACGAAUAUGCCACCAGAACCGACUCCCGGAGCACCUGGAUUCCAAGGUCAAUGAAAGGGGCUCCUGGAGUUUCGAGGGUCUUUGAUACUAAAUUAAUGUAAACGGAUUAGUUAUAGGUUUUUGGAGUUGCUAUAAACCCAUACACACCGAUACUCACAUGCACAUUCACAACAUGGAAUCAAAUACCUGUUAAUACGUCCACGUGGUUGAUGCCGGGUAAUGCUAAACCCAGGUUUUAUAUCUGAUGGGUCAACAACAUCUAUAUUCAUCAAAACAAUAACGAAUAAAGAUAUUGACACAAACUUGCAGAUGUUAUUUUGAUACCAACCCCUUUAACCUGUCCUUUGUACGUCCUUUAUACCGUUUUCAAAGUCAAAAAUAUUAAUAAAAUAACCAUAUUGUGCUAUUCAAUUGUUUUAAUUAUUUAUAAAAAAUAUAAACUCAAUUUAUAUCUGACAAUGUAUGUCCUUCAUUUAUUUUAAUAUCGAUUUACUACAUUCUAUUUUGAUAGUGGUAUUCAUCGUGGCCACUAGAUACUCCAGAGUCUUUUUUCAUAUUCGUGUUAAGAAACCCCAAAAACACAAGAGUAAUCCGCUUGCAUCAAUUUAGUACCGAAAACUCUCGAACCCCCAAAAGAUGGUGUGCCUUAGGCACCAGGUACCCCGGUGUCUGUUCUGAUGGCGUAUUUGUGUUUAGCAGCCCCAAAAACUAAUGAGUAAUACCCAUCUGCAUCAAUUUAACGCUAAAACCUGUCGAAACUCCAGAAGAAGACCUGCCUUAGGCACCAGGUGCUCCGUAGAUCGGAUAUGAUAUCGAAUUCACGUUCAGCAGCCCCAAAAACCUGUGAGUAAUCAGUUUACAUUAACUUAGUACCGAAAGCUCUCGAAUCUCCAAAGCAUACGUGCCUUUGGCACCAGGUACUCCGAUGUCUGUUCUGAUGGGGUAUUCGUGUUCAGCAACUCCAAAAACCUACGAGUAAUCCGUUUGCAUCAAUGUAGCACUAAAGACCCUCGAAACUCCAGGAGCCCCUUUCAUUUACCUUGGAAACCAGGUGCUCUGGGAGUGGUUCUGGUGGCAUAUUCGUGUUUAGCGACCUCAAAAAACCCUCCAGUAAUUCAUUUGCAUCAAUUAAAUGCCGAAAACCAUCGAAGCUCUAGAAGAUGACGUCCCUUGCAGUGGCCCUGGCCAACACGUCAUCCGGAGGUCAAUUCUGAUGGCAUAUUCGUGUUUUGCGAUCCCAAAAACCCAUGAGUAAUCUGUUUAUAUCAAUUUAAUGCCUAAAAUCCUCGAAACUCUAGAAGAUGACGUCCGUUGAAGGUCAAGGUCAAAGUAAAGGUCGCCAUUGGAUAGCCAGGAAAAAAUUCUAGACUACUAGUACUGUUCCUUGAUCCAAACUUCUACAUGUUGCCAAAUAACCAGUAACUCACGAAAUUGGAAUACCUUGUAAAUCUUAUAAUUUUCCGCGUUUGGGCCUCUAUAUCUUGAAAAUCCUUCCUACGAUUGAGUUGUGCACAUGAGAACUUUUUAUCAGGAUGCUUCAAAGUGUAUUUUCCCAAAGUAUGAACGAAAUCCACUGGGACCUAUUUUCUGACUACACAAUAGUCGCACAGGAAUCGUAGGAAGACAAAGAUAAGAAUCGGUUCAAGAUUUCUAUGUCUAUAAAACUUUUCCUCCUAUUUACAUUCUUUGUGUUUACAAUUAGAGUUGAAAUUACCAAAGGUCAUUGUUAUCAAUGGAUACUUUUCAGUCGAUAUUUGUAAUGAACUAUAUUCCUGAUCAAAUUUAUAGUAGCAAAAUACAGCAGAGUUAAGUAAUUCUUCUUCUCAUAGCACUACAACCCAGAGUGGGUCUUGGCUGACUGCACAACUCGCUUCCAUCUCGAACGGUCCUCCAUGAUAGUUGGGUCAGUGGGUAGCCCCAUUGUUCUUAGAUCUGACCAUAUAUUUUCUCUCUAUAGGCGUCCUAAGGAUCUUCUUCAUGUUGGAGUUUCUUCCCAGAUUAAUUUGUUAAUUAAGGCGUUUGUUAAUUAAUUAAUUAAGGCGGUUAUUAGGGAGUCUAUGGAUAUGGUGAGCCCGUCUCAGGCGUUGAGAUUUUUAGUUUCUUACACGACUUCGCUAGCAUUAUAAAAAAACAUCCCUUUCCAUUGGCUUUUGUUAGCGUCCAGGUCGCACCGGUCUAAUUACUGUUUUAUAUACCCUAAUAACACCAAACAUUCCAUGUAUGUUCCUAGAAUGUACACACAGGACAUUGAAAACAUUCCUGGAAUGUCCUCAAAAGCACAAGAACGUCCCCUUAAUGUCGCAGGAAAGUCCUGUGUCAGCAUUUUAAAUAUUCCUUGAAUGUCUUGUUGGAACAUUCCAUGAAUGUCUACGAAUAUUCUUUGGACAUUCACAGUAUAUUUUUUAGACAUUCCUUGGAUAUAGUCGCUGAUGUGACAUAAUACCUCCGAUUUGUUUUCAUAUGAUAUUUUUUGCCAUGUUUUGUAGUAAAUUCAACUAUCUAUUUAAUUUUUAUUUUAAUUCAUUAAUCGGCUGAGAGCCAAUCAUGCUCUUACGCCAUCUUACAUCCAUAGAAUCGGCUUGUCAGAUACUCCUAAUUGUACUUGUGGCAAAAUCGGAGAUCUAACACAUGUCAUAUUAGAAUCAUUUACAGAUAAAUAGUAUAAACGCCUUUAUAAGGAAUUAAAAGAUUUAAAAUGAUAUUUCCCAAUAAACCUUAAUACUUUAAUAUUUACAAAUGAUAUGGAAAUUCUUCAUCUCAUUUAUAAACAUGUUAAAUUAUGUAAAUACAAGUUGUAAAUGUAAUAUGUACCUACUAACUAGGCAUAAUUUGUUAAUGAGGUUUGAGAAAAUUAAAAAGAAAAAAAUAUAUAUAAAAAAAACACACAGUAAAAAAUAAUAACAAAAAAAAGUAAAAAUAAAUAAAAAAAAGAAAGUAAAAAAAGUGUUUAGCACAAAUUAAAAUAUAUAUUAAAAAAACACAGUAAAAUAAUUAAAAAAACAAAAUAAAAAAAGCAAUACAAUGUACCUAUGUAUCUAAAUCUAUACUUAUGUUAUGAAAUAAGAAAUUUAUGACUAUGAAUCUGCAAUCAAUCACAAACAAGUCUGGCUAAUUGGCUCUGCCAAAACCAUUUUUCAAAAAAAAACUAUCUAUUUACUACAAACCAUGUCAAAAUUUACAUGUAAAAACAGGAGAUGGCCCUAAAAAUGGUUUUUCGUCUCCUACAAAAUUCAUGAAAAAGCAGGUAGGAGGUAUUAUCGCAUCACCGACGAUAUACCAGAAGUAUAUGUGGCCAUAUCAAAUAAUACAUCCUUGAUAAAUAUAAACAUUUUUAUUGCACAAGAUCUUGUCAUAUAUAUUUUUUUCAUAAUCAUCACUACGAUGAUGAUUCAUUGUAGUGAAUUGUACAUUACAAUUACAAUCUGGUCAUAACUGACCAAUGAGCAAUUUUAAUUUAACCUAAAUUACUACUGUUCCUUAAAAUGAAGAGCUUACCCCAUAGCGUCUCUUAUCUAAGCUAACAAGAUCGUGCACUAUUCUAACAUACACAGGCACACAAGCACUAUGCUCUGCUUUCUACUAUCACAUAUCACUCAAAUUAGUUCAAAAGGCUUUGUCCUCUUCAAUCUUCUAGUUUGCCCAGUAGUAUCGAGGAGCUGGAUUUCCUCAAUAUUCUCGUACUUAUGAAGUUGUUGCUCGUGACUUCCUGCCAUCUUCUUGAUGAUUAUAUCCAGGUUUCAUUUCUAGGUCCUUAUGGAGAUCACUGUUUGUCACAUACCAAGGAGCAUGUACAAUAUUUCUCAGUAUUUUGUUCUGGAAUCUUUGUAUAAUUUUUAUAUUAUUUGGUCUAGUACACCCCAUAGUGGGCAUCCAUAAGUCCAUACAGGUCUUAAUAUUUGUUUAUAAAGUAAUAACUUAUUAUGCAUCCACAAUGUGGAGUUUCCUCCAACACUAGCCAAUACACUUUUUAUGUCUUUCUUUUGCCUUUCAUAGCCACAAGGCUAUACGUUUCCUUCCUGGUUUUUUUGUAGACGACUUUCAGCUGAUUCUAAAAAAAAAUAAAAUGAAUGGUAAUUUUUCUAUUCUUUAGAAUUAAAAAUCAAAAGAAAUACAGUCGGAAAAAUGAAAGAAUACCCAUGAACGAACAUAUAAAACACGCUGUAUUUUCCUGUCACCGUGUCACAAAGAAAAUUGCCCAGCGCAGUUACAUGUAAUAGAAAUGAUUACAUGUACUUGCGCUGGCCAAUUUUUUGUGUGACACGGUGACAGGAAAAUACAGCGUGUUUUAUAUGUUCGUUCAUGGGUAUUCUUUCAUUUUUCCUACUGUAGAUGCUAUUUACAGGUAAUAAUAUGCAUAAAUAAUUCGUUUCAUAAAGAAUAAAGAAAAUUGAAAACGGAUUUUAUAAUACUCACAUACUUGUUUAAACAAAAGAGAUCCAGCCAGAGCAAAACUAACAGACAGAACAGCAAAAAAAGCCACUAAUUUCCAUUUUCCAUCCAAUCAGAAAUUUUUAGGUUAUCAUGAAAUGUGAUGACCACGCGACCCUACAUAGAUACAUGCGCGGCAAAUUUGAAAAUGAACGCAAAUUGAAUAGUAAAUGGCCUCUCUUAAAAUAUAGGACAUUGGUAGUACGUUCAUAGAAUGUCUUGUGGUAACAUUCCACCAAUAAUUUUAUCAGAUGUUCACCGAAUGUUCCUCGAAUGUCCAGGACAUUCAAACAUUAAUAGAACUUUGAUAGUACAUUCCUGGAAUGUUUUGUGUUGUUAGGGUAUAUAUACUGAUUUUUUAUGUUCGUGUUAGGCUCUUAGAUUUAAUAGUGUUGUAGAGGCUAUACAUACUUACAUCUCCUUGCUGCUUGAAUUAUCCCUUUUAUCUCUUCCGUGAUAUCAUUAUCUGUUAUGUGGGUCUAUUGUAACAUUUUGUCGUAUUCUAUCUCGCUCUUUUGUCAUAAGUUAAGCAAUUAGGUAAAAAAGGAAAUGAAAAAUAUUUGCAUGAUCAGUUACCUCUUUAAUAAAAGUCCUGCUUAGUCUGCAUAAGGGUCUUUAUUCAUAUGAGAAGGUUUAGAGAAGAGUAACCAUUAAGCCUGAGAUUAACAAAAUGUACAUGGUUGGAAAUUAAAUUAAAGUGAUCAAUUAAAGUGAUCAAAAUUAAGUGUGUUCAAUUUAUCUUCAGCUGUUGCCUCUUGUAUUUUUUUAGACUAAUACUGUAACCCCUCUUGUAAGCACUGACAAUUAAACGAUUUUUAACGUAAUAUGCAAUUAAGUACGAAAAAAUCUGUCACUUCGAGCAUAAAAGUAGAGAAAAUUAUAAAUAUUGAGAAAUACUAAGAUUAACCGCUACCAAAUUCUAUAGAUUACAUAGUGUAUUCAUUAUACACUCGUUAUGAUAUAAUGUUUGUUUUGUUUAUUGUUAUGUUUGCAUUUUUCUGUAAGCUUAGCCUUUAAAACGAUAUUUCUCGAGAUCAUACAAUCACAUCACACGUUUUUCAAUGUUUCACCCUUAAUUGUUAUACUAUCUUCAACAAAACUUUAUAUUCUGGCUCUUCUUCUAUCUUCAACAAAUCAUUCUGGCUCCAUAAAAUGGUCUGGUAUAUUUUCUAUUUUAUUUAACAUUAAAUUAAAAGAAAUGUAAAUUCCAAAUGAGAUAAAAAUUACUUUUAUUUUGUCAAAAAGUUAUAAAAGGGUUCUGAAACUGGUUUCAGAACAUGGAUUCCCAUGUUUACAUGGAAUUAAAUCACAAUUAAUUGUAAUAAGUUUUACAAAUAUUGUUGUUUCGAUUUCUGCUUCGGAAAACAUUUUCAAAAAAAGAUAGUAAAAGUCUUUUAAAACAAUAGAAGGAUUUAAAAAAAUCGAAAAUCGAAACGUCGAUUAACAAAUUAUAAAAUGUAAUUUUCAUUACAAUCAAUUUCAAUUUCAACAUUAUAUGUAUUUAAAAAAGUUAUAACGUAAAAAAUAUCAAGUGUUGGUAAAGUCCCACUAAUCUAUGCUAUAACAAGAACUAUCGUUUGGAGUAUUACCCUUUUUGCUUUGAAGGACUAUUUUCAGUAAUCUGUAAUUAGUGCCGUUUCUAAUUAUGUCUCAUUAUGUGUCCGACUUUCUCCUUUUAAUCGUAAACAUCAUUUCUCUUUCUUUCCCUCUUCGUAGUAUGGUCUCGUUGGUUAUCUUGUCCGUCCAUGAUAUCCUUAGGAUUCAUGCUUUAAGUUUUUCAAGUUUUUUCUCCAUCACUUCAGUGAGUGUCCAGGAAUCAACUCCGACGUAUAAUAUUGAGAAGAUAUAACAUCGUAGGAGCCUUACUUUUAUCUCCAGAUUAAGGUUGUGGCUUUUAAAGAGUUUAGCCAUGUUGUUGAAUGCACUCCUAGCCUUCUCCAUUCUACAUUUUACUUCUUGUGAGUGAUCCCAUUGUUCGUUUACUAUUGUUCCAAGUUAGGUACACUGUUUUACUCGGUCCACUGGUUUAUUCUUGAUAAGCAGUUGGACGUCUCUAAUUUUAUUUUUGCUGAUGACCAUAAAUUUAGUUUUUGAUAUUACUUGUAGUCCAAAAUCUUUCACUUACUUCAUUUACUUUGUUUAUCAGUUCCUGUAAACUGUUCAAACUGUCUGCAAAAAUAUCGGUCUCGUCUGCAUAGCGCAUGUUGUUUAGGCGUUCUCCAUUUAGGGGUAUUCCAUGUUCGCAAAUUUCCAAGGCUUCGCUAAAUAUUUCCUCUGAAUAUAGGUUAAAUGACAUAGAAGAAAGUAUACAUCCUUGUCUAACGCCUUGCAAAAUCUGGAUUGCUUCCGUCGGUUUAUCUCCAAGAUUUUUUCUUAUUGUGGCUGAACGGUUUCAGUAUAAAUUUUGUAUUAUACGCCGGUCUUUAUCAUCUAUUUGGGCUUUUGUUAGAAUCUUAGAACAAUUUGUUAGACAAUCUUAUACAGGGUGUUUCAUUGGGAAACGGAAAUACUUGAAUGGUGAAUAAAGGUCACUGAAGCAGUUCUAGAUAUACUACAUCUAUUACCUCACCGUUGUUUAUAACCGAGUUACAGGCUGUUUUAUCGAUUUUGCCCAUUUCUUUCUGGACCCAUAACUUUAGAACCACCCUGUAGAUUUUUUUGAUAUUUGGUACGCAUAUGUCUCAUUUAGAUCCCAAAUCAUCGAACUACUAAUAACAAGAAAAAUGCAGGUCCGGACUAAAAGAAAAUUAUAAACUCAUUGUGACCUUGAAACAACACCCUGUAUAUUAAAAUUUUCAAAAUUCGUUUGCAUAUUUGAAAAGAGCAGAAAAAACCAAGUUUAACUGUUCGCUACAAUUUUUUGGCUAGACAAUUUAAUGACUUUAAUUUUGAAAUUUUAAUAAAUCUUUUAAGAACUCUGAGAUUAAGAAGCAGGUAUUAUUUACUUUUACUAAUAAAUUGUUAAAAAUAAUGAACAAAUACUUAUUUUAACAAUAAUUCAUAAUUAUUUACUACAUUGGAACGACCCAUUUAGCAAUCAUAAGAAAAAUCCAGGUCCGGAUUAACAAACAAACAUAAAGUAAUUGUGACCUUGAAACAACACUCUGUAUAUUGAAAUUUUUAAAAUCCGUAUGCAUAUUCAAAAAAGCACAAAAAACUAAGUUUAAUGUUUUUCUUCCAUUUUUUGCGCAGGCAAUUUAAUGACUUUAAUUUUGAAAUUAUCUCGAAAUUUUUUAAGAACUCUUUAAGAACUCCUUUUGAAAACUUUAUCAAAAAUUUCGAUAUAUUUUAAAAAUAAUGUCAUUAAAUUGUCUGCGCAAAAUUGAAACGAGCGAUUAAAUUUAGUUUUUGUGCUCUUUUCAAAUGUUGAAACGAAUUUUAAAAAUUUCAAUAUACAGGGUUGUUUUUUCAAGGUCACAAUUACUUUAUAUUUUUUUGUUAAUCCGGACCUGAAUUUUUCUUGAUAUUAGUAGGUGGGUCGUUCCAGUGUAGUAACUGAUUAUUGAUUACUUUUAAAAUGAGUAUUUAUUCACUAACUUUAAUAAUGUACUAUAAAAAGUGCUUUAAAAACCUGCUCUUUCAUUUCAGAGUUCUUAAAAUUUCAAUAUAUUUAAUUUCAAAAUUAUUGUUAUUAAAAUUUCUACGCAAAAAAUUAAACCAAACCUAUAAACUCAGUUUUUGUGCUCUUCUUAAAUGUGCAAACGAAUUUUGAAAAUUACAAUAUACAGGGUCAAAAUUACUUCAUGUUUUUUUUAAUCCGGACCUGGAUUGUUCUUGUGAUUACUAAAUGGGUCGUUCCAACGUAGUAAAUAAUUAUGGAUUAUUGUUAAAAUAAGUAUUUGGUUCAUUAAUUUUAUUAAUUCAUUAGUAAAAGUUAAUAAUGCCUGCUUUUUAAUUUCAGAGUUCUAAAAAAAAUUAAUCCAAAUUUGUUCUUAAAACGUCAUAAAUAACUAAACCUAAUAUAAUUUUUAUAAAAAAUUUACAUAUUUCAUACCUUGGCGGUUAAUUGGUUAAACCUGGUUUUUUCUGCUCUUUUCAAACAUGCAAACGAAUUUUGAAAAUUUUAAUAUUGUUUAAUGUUGUUUCAAGGUCACAAUGAAUUUAUAAUUUUUUUUUAGUCCGCACCUGGAUUUUUCUUGUGAUUAGUAGUUGGAUUGUUUGGGUUCUAAAUGAGACAUAUGUGUACCAAAUAUCAAAAAAAUCUACAGGGUGGUUCUCAAGUCAUGGGUCCAGAAAAAAGAGCAAAAUCGAUAAAACACCCUGUAACACAGUUAUAAACAAUGGUGAGGUAAUAAAAUGUAGUAUAUCUAGAACCGCCUCAAAAAAGUCAAAUUUAGCAUGCAGAGAAUUUUCUUAAAACUUUUCUCAUAAGUUAAGCCAAAGGUGUUAAGUCCGAAUAUGUCACUCUUUUUCGCUGGAAGUGUUUAAAUCCUGAGAUAUUGACAACAAAAUUUAAAAAAAAACAGAAAAAAUGGCUAAUUUUUCGAAUAUCUAUAAAAUCAAUUUUUCUCUACAUAAUUAUAUUGCGACAUAGCAGUCUUAACAUAAUACAUAAUAUGAAAAGAGUUUCAAGAAAAUCAGUCAUUGCAUGCUGAAUUUCAUCUAACCCAGAUUUGUUUAGCAUGUUAAGAGUAUAUUGCUGUUUUCGUUGCUUAAUGUAGAAUUUUAAAAAGACUAUUCAAAAUAUUAUUUUUUUUAGCUCUUUACCAUGCCACUGUAAGUCGUCUAAAUUCCUAUACGAAUAAUAUAAUGCUAACAAAAUUUUUGUGAACCUUUGUUAAAAUGAUUUUACAGUUAAAUACUUUUGUUGUAAUUUCAUAAUUUUAUACUGCGCUGUACAUAACUAGAAUAUAUAGAAAUAUUUACUAUACUACUGAACUACUGACUUUACUUCUAACAUGAUUGUCGUAGCAUAGGUUAACGAAUUGUAAAUAUAUGAUAAGGGUAAAUUUCGCAUAUAUGUAAAUUAUUUUGUACAUUUGUUUCAUAUAUUUUUGUUGCAAAUAAAACGAUGUUUACGUUGAAAA